CGGGAUAGUCAACUACACUCAGUUUGCCUUACUCGACUUCACAACAGGAUAAUGAUUGGCAAACAAACCGUUGAUUAAUUCACUCGAGUGAAUGCAAAUAAAGCAGCGGAUAAAGUUAAGUAAAAAACGUUACUUCAGCGUCCGACGAAGGAAUAUAUGGUUAUAUUGACAUCCAUUCGACCAGUCAAACUGUUAAAAUUGGGGAGUUUUCUACUCAAAAUGUUUAUUGCCCGACGACGUUUCCUUUGUGUGUGUACGGGAAUUGCGAUAGUUUCAUCUGGACAAAUCGGUCUAAUGGAUACCAGAAGAUCUGAAAGAAAUGUACUUGUUUUAUAACGUGUCCUGGAGUCUAUUGAAUAACUGGCUGACGUGGGGAUCACGAAGGGGUGCUGGCCGAAAAAGGAGAGACUCCGGCGGGCAGAGGGGCUGCGCCGCCGCGCGUCUGGGAUUAACGUAACGUUACAGUAAACACAAUUUGUUUCUUCAAUAUCCUAAUAGGCUUUAAUGAGAUAAUGCAAUCUCAGGCAUAUAAAACGCGAAGGAAACUAUGUAGUAUGUCUUCUUUGAGGGGUUCUGAGACGCACAGACUGACAACUGCCUAUAAAUUCAUGGAUGUUUACAUCAGUGAAUGAUUUGGAAGUUUGUAAAGUUUAUAAAGGCCAUCGAUACCUGCUGUAUUAACUUUGUUUUUAAUAUCUGAUGCAUGUUACGAGUGCUGUCUAAGAUGGUUGAGAACAGAUGCUUUGUUCAGAGAGAGGAGGUUUACCGCUGGUUCUCCGCGUUGAGUUCGGCGCAGAGGGCUGAGUUUCUCUGCGGCCUUUUGGACCUCUGCGUCCCCAUUGAGCUGCGCUUCCUCGGCUCAUGUCUGGAAGACCUUGCGCGAAAAGACUACCACUCUCUGAGAGAUGCAGAAAUCAAAGCUAACAACCCAGCUGACCUCGCCAACCUGACCAACAUCACAGAUGAGGUCGUGAGGAGCAAGCUGCUCGUCUCUCUCGCGCUCCUCAUAUCGGACAACCGCGUAGCAGCGGGAGUUUUGUUUAGGACCCUCACUCACAUAGACACCAUCAUUAAUAACUACGGACUUCAGCUUAACGAUGGCCAGACGGGAGAGCAGUUUCUGCUCCUCUUCACCAUGGCUUCGAACCAUCCCGCCUUUAGUUUUCAUCAAAAGCAGGUGCUGAGGCAAGAGUUGACACAGAUCCAGGAGAUCCUUCAGGUGACAGUUGGUGAGGCGCAGUCGACGUCACACGGGGGCGGGGCCAGCGCUGCUGAGCUCCCAAACGUGAGCUCGACCCCGACCUGCUCUUCCCAAAUUACAACAUCCACCUUCAGCUCCUGCCAGGUCGGAUGUCCAUGCUGCAAGAACGUGCAACGGGAGGUCACAGGAGGUCAGACGGAUGAAGGCUUGGGUCCUGAGGUCACGCUGCCAAGUCAGUCACUCUUGUGUCAGGAAAUGCCACUCAAAGUGCAUGUCGAAAAACCCUGCAAAGUGUACAUUGAAAGAAUUGAACUAAGGGGAGUAACACCCAAAUCAGACAAACCAACAGAAUACAUCUUGGAGGCCUUGUGGUCCGACUCCUCUUUGUCGACUGUCAGCAAAACCCUCCUGGAAGUUGUGGAGUUUAUCUCUCAGCUAUCUCAGCUCUUUCCUGAUGAAUGUCUAGAGAAACUUCUGCCCCAAAUGCCUGGACUUGAUUCCACUCAUGAACUAGAUCCUCGAUGCUUGACCUCUCUUCCACCUCAUGUUCUUAAACAUGACAAAGUCUGUUUCUUCUUCAGCACUUCGUCUGAACCUCAGCUCCCUACCAGCACAAAUCUGGGCUGUCUGCUUCAGUACAGGGGAGCGAGCAGGCCCAUUUGUGGUGUCGCCAGCAUCCAGCCUGUCCUAAGUGUCCAUGCGCCCCUCCCACAGAGCUCCCCUGCCCACCUGCCCCCUCUCCCUCCCCAGACAGCGAUGGCCAUCCUUCCUGGCACUGCCGUACCCAUGGGGGAGUCCAGCCCACCACAGACACACCUCACAAACCCCGCACCCCAACCCCAAGCCCAGUCCCAGCAUCCCAGCCCGGAGCAGAAUGGCAUCCUGGACUGGCUUCGUAAACUACGGUUGCAUAAAUACUACCCCGUCUUCAAACAACUAACCAUGGAGGAGUUCCUCGCUCUCACAGAAGAGGAUCUGAACAAGUACGACCUCACUCAGGGGGCCAAGAAGAAACUCAAGACUCAGCUGGAGCUUCAGAAAGAGAAGCUGGAGAAGAGAUACAUGGUCUCUCAGUUUCCAGUUUCCUGUAGUGGGGUUGCCAGAGUGACCCCUUCCAGUCAUAUCGGACCCCUGACGCACGCACACACUGGAAGUGAGCUACGGGUAGACGUCGAGAACAGCUCGGUGCCCAUUCCACGGGACAGCAGUUCCUCCUCAGGCUAUUCCAGUGCUCCUUCCAGUCCAAUGACCCCUUUAUCACGUGACACUUCUUUUGACCGGGUCAAAGACCUUCACAGACGUUUCGAGUCUGGUUUGGAUCCUGGUGAGAAAGAGCGGUCAUGCUUUCUCGUCAAUCCUGCGGUAACCACCGGUCCCAGCCGUCCCACUGCCCAAGUCCUCCCAGUCCAGAACGAUCCCUCCCUCUGUCCCUCCCAAAUGAAUUUGCCCCCUCCAUCCUUGCCUCUCCUCUCCCCAGGCCGCGUUAUCAACUCUCCCCGCAAACUUCGUCCACCCACUCUCUGUUCAGAAGAACGUCCCAAACCGAUGGGGUCUGGGGUCACCAUGGGUGUUCGGCUUGAGAACAUCUUCCCUGGGUUGAAUCUUGACAGUUCUCCGAGGCACCAGGAUGUGUCAAGCCCCCGUGGGCCCCUCACAGUGCUUCGCUCCCCUCCAGGUCUCAUGGUGGAGACCAGCACUGCUCUCACCUCCACAUCUAACACCCUCCAUCAUGCUUCCCACCCACCCUUACAUUUACAAGUGUCGUUUUCUGUUCCACGCACAGGGUCGUACCCUUUCUCCACCCCGUCCUCCUGCCCCUCAUCGAGUUCCUCCACCAGACCCACCUUCUCAACUGUCAGUGGAGUUCCAAUAGCAACAGCCAGCAACGUUCCCAUGGCGGCAGUUCCCGGGAACACAUACUGCGUUAACAGUACACCCACAGUCACACCCAGUUCUAGCCCAGCAUCCACAGAGAAUAGCGGCUAUGCCUCAGUACAAGCAAACAGCGCUAACUCCAGUUCCUCAUUGUGCGUUUGUAGCUCUUGUGGUUGUAGCGGCAACUGUGGCUCGUACGGGGCACUUCCGGCUAGUUACGCCGGAUAUUUUCCACAUCCGUUUUCAGGAACUUCAGUAUUCACAUUAGGGCCUUUGCUUCAUUUCAGCCCCCUCCUUACAGGAAGUGGUCCCGCCUCUCCCUUUUCCCACCCCCUCGUGGCCCCGCCUAUUUACAACAGCAGUCUAUCACAUGACUCACAACAAAAUCUUGUGCUUCCACCAGUGCAGGGUUUUCUAGGGGGAGGGGGUGGUGUGUACCAGCCCCAUGGAAUGAUGGGAAAUGGAAGUACUGGGCAUAAGAAAACAGGGAAUGUGUCCUGCUAUAACUGUGGGCUGAGUGGGCAUCGAGCACAAGACUGCAAGCAGCCAGCAAUGGACUCUGCACAACAAGGGACUUUUCGUCUGAAAUAUUCCCCACAGACAGACAACCAGGACUCAGGGGAAUAAAUGGUGUGAAUGAACUGGUCUGGACCUGCAACUUCCUCAGUGUGUAAAGACACUUGAUGUGAGACUCUGCUGAGCAAAGGCAUUACAGUUUCUCUUUAGAGGAGAAUCAAGUAAUGAAGUUCAAUCAGUUAUGGCUUCCAAUGAAAGCCUUGUGCCAAAGAAUUACUUCACGGUGGAUCUUCGUAAAGGGAAGUUCAAAAAGAAUUCACUCUUUUUGUGUUCUUCACGCUGUUCUUCUCACUUGAGACUCGCUUGAGCACUGUGGAGCAGCCAAUAGUGUAUCAGAUCAUGCUGCACAUGUCAUUCUUGGAAGCAAAACAAGGAGAUUUUGCUCGCCAAAUAAUGUGCAAUGAUGGCCAUGUCUUUUUGCUCAUGGUGUGACUAUAAGUCAUCUUUUGUGAAUAAGAUAGUGGCAAUCUUUUUUUCUGGAUGUUCGCAAAGGAAGGAGAAACUGACAGUUGUGAAAGCGAAAAGUUUUCAAUCUCAAGAAGUGCGUUUUUAGCUUUUUGACUACAGGAAGUCUUCUUAAUCAUCAUGUGUUAUUCCUGUUUGUUGUAAUCAUGGCGUAUUUGUUAAUAUCUGGGUUUUAGAAAACACGUUUUCUAUUUUCAAAUGGUAUUUUUUUGUUAUUUUCUCUUUGUUAUAGAGGUGCCACAUCAAGUGGCACUCAGAUUAAAUGUUUAUACAUUCAAUGCACUUGAGGCCGCUAAAGCUUUUUUUUUAAUUCUUGAAACUGUUUUUGAAAUGGAACUGAACACAAGAGGAAACCGUUUUCAGUAUGGCACACUACAAAGGUCAAAAAGUGGGCUUUUCCCUGUUGUUUCUCAAUAACAUUAGCCUAAAAAUGUUCCAGUGUGUUGAAAAAAGUCAAGACUUUCACCAUUAGGCACAUUUAGCCAAUAGAUGCCAUUCCGUUGUCUUUGCCAAACAUUUUUGAUGUUUCAAAGGAAAUGGUGAUAUUUCUGUUUAUAAAUUACAAAGAUCUGGAGUCACUGGCUAUGCAUGUCGCCUGAUUUACUUUGUGCUGCUUCUAUUAUGUCUAGUAUUAUCGCAGGAAAGCUUUAUGUCUAAAAUGACAAUGCUGACGCAGCCCUUUUGUAUUCGGAGGUGAAUGUUAAAUGAAGUUUGAUUGUUGAAUUUUUGUAUAAUGUAUCACUUUGACACUUUAAAAAAGAAUUAAAAAUGUUUUUGAGAA
This is a messenger RNA of Carassius gibelio (silver crucian carp), 4898 nucleotides long. Its product is annotated as zinc finger CCHC domain-containing protein 14. The coding region runs from base 704 to 3703 and encodes 999 amino acids. Lineage: Eukaryota; Metazoa; Chordata; Actinopteri; Cypriniformes; Cyprinidae. The transcript has 13 exons. Gene Ontology annotation, molecular function: protein binding; zinc ion binding; phosphatidylinositol binding. The record is from RefSeq and is a predicted model, not a curated record.